GCUCUGAGCAUGUGCUCUUUGUUUGCGGUGUGUGUGUGUGGCUGAAUGCAUUCAGCUGUCAGUGUGAGACAACAGCAGUUCAGUCAGUCUGCUGCUUUAGAUUCCUCAUCGCUCUCGUCUCUUCAGGAUGCCACUAUAACAGCGAGGAGGAGAUAUCAGUAUCUGCGUAUAUGGAAUCCUGCUAGUACAACGAAGUUUAGUUUGCACUAGAGUUUUCAGCACUCUAGAUACCCACUUGUAAUCGAACACUUGGGAGCAUGAAGGGAGCACGAUCGGGACUCUGGAGAGCCGGUGUCCUGCUGCUUCUCAGCGGCUGCGUGUGCGGAACUAUGCCGGAGGAACCCGCGGACAGACCGGCUCCGUCAGACGGCUACUGCAGCUGGAUAACGCGGGCUCAGCCGCAUGGAGCCGGGGGCAGGAGGGAGAGCUUCAGUGACUUCAGACUGCGGGUGGAGGGAGAUCCGGAGCACUAUCAGCCCGCUAGCACUUACCGAGUAACCCUGUAUGCUACCAACCCUGCGUACUUUAGAGGCUUUACUCUCAUUGCUUUGAAGGAGGGACAGAACGGUGACCAUGAGGAGGAUUAUGCUGGAAAUUUCCAGAGCCAAGCUGAGAUUCAGCUACACCUGGCAAAGCUCUUACAUCAACACCAUAUGCCGUCUCUUCGCACCAGCUCUCAUGCUAUGCCAGAGAAUGGAAAAGGAAAGAAAAAGACCCAUUAA
Molecule: messenger RNA, 722 nt
Organism: Triplophysa rosa
Lineage: Eukaryota; Metazoa; Chordata; Actinopteri; Cypriniformes; Nemacheilidae
Product: spondin-1-like
Exons: 3
Coding region: 258-722 (154 amino acids)
Source: RefSeq, a predicted model, not a curated record